This is a messenger RNA of Annulohypoxylon truncatum, 1658 nucleotides long. Its product is annotated as NAD(P)-binding protein. The coding region runs from base 233 to 1180 and encodes 315 amino acids. Lineage: Eukaryota; Fungi; Ascomycota; Sordariomycetes; Xylariales; Hypoxylaceae. Gene Ontology annotation, molecular function: 2,4-dienoyl-CoA reductase (NADPH) activity. Gene Ontology annotation, biological process: fatty acid catabolic process. The transcript is spliced from 4 exons. The record is from RefSeq and is a predicted model, not a curated record.
AUUCCAUUCACUCAUACAUUCAUACAUAUUUCAGCAACCACCUGGGUAGACUUAUUGUCAUUGUCAUCUUAGAAUUGCGAGUCUAUAUUCUAUUUAUAUAUACUUUUUAUUCUGUUAUUUACUUAGCGAUUUUUAUCUAUUUUUAAUAUAUCAUAUCCAGCUCCGAGUGUAAUAACUUGCUUUUGAAAUUACUCCAAGUUUAUCCUUUCAUAAACACCUACCAAGUUUCAACAUGCCAAUCCCACCGUCUGAGUACAUAAGCAAUGUAUGGAAGCAAGGAAUAUUCGAUGGUCGCGUAGUGUUCGUCACCGGCGGUGCUGGAACAAUAUGCAGCGCGCAGACAAGGGCUCUAGUUCACCUCGGAGCCAACGCCUGCAUCAUCGGCCGCAACCAAGAGAAGACAGAAGCGGCUGCUAGAGAUAUCGCAACAUCAAGAAAGGGCGCGAAGGUCAUCGGAAUUGGUAGCUGUGACGUAAGAAAUCCUGACGACUUAGUCAAGGCCGCCGAGAGAUGUGUGAAGGAGCUUGGCGCCAUUGACUUCGUUAUAGCCGGUGCUGCUGGUAAUUUCGUAGCCCCUAUUUCAGGUCUCACCUCCAACGGGUUCAAGGCAGUCAUGGAAAUUGACGUGCUUGGAACUUAUAACACUGUUAAGGCUACAAUACCCUACCUUAUCGAAUCGGCCGCGAGGAAUAAAGGAAAUCCAGGCGGAUUGACGGGAGGGAGAAUUAUCUACAUAUCCGCCACGUUUCACUAUACCGCGAUGCCUAUGCAAGCACAUGUCAUGGCUGCAAAAGCAUCUGUAGACUCGAUCAUGGCAUCCGUAGCAUUGGAGUACGGGCCAUAUGGCAUUACAUCUAACGUCAUCGCACCUGGUGGUAUUGGGGGGACGGAAGGCAUGGAGAGACUCACAAGCAGCCGGGUAGACCUAAAUGCUGCCGCCUCUGACAUUCCUCUAGGUCGAUUUGGCGUGGUUAAGGACAUCGCAGAUGCAACAGUCUACCUCUUCAGCGACGCGGGCAAUUACGUAUCCGGAGAGGUCCUUGUCGUAGACGGCGCUGAUUGGAGGAAUAAAGGAUUGACCGUCGGCGUUGACGCUGAUAUGAAAUAUCCCGACUUUCUACUCAAGGGCGAGUUCUCCAAAUAUGUCAAGGGCGGCAAAAAGGAGAAGCCGAAGCUUUGAGUAGUUUCUGCCGAAACGGCGGUUACUGCUGGUGUGUGGUUUGCGACAUGGCGAGUAUCCUUGAAAUGCAUGGAUUCUGCGCAAAAUGGGACUGUAUUAUUCCAAUCAGGUUCAACAAGGAACAUCGAGGCGAACACAUACAUAUCACUUAUAAACAAACCAUUGUAUUUUAUUUGUGGCUUCAAUGGUCGAUAAAUCGAUAUAUUAGUAGUUAGGAGUCAUGGAAUAAGAAAUAAGGUCAGUGCCUUUGUGCAAGCUACCUAUACAACAAGCUGGUGUCGUGAAGAUUCUGAUGCCACAAAUAUAUGCUAAAACUCAUGGGUGGGUGGACAUAAAUAAAUCAGGAUGCAGACAGUCGAGGCGUACCGAAAGCACUAAGCAAGACAAUAUAAUGUUGUAAAAUAUAGAAACGAACAAGUUGACCAAGGCGGGGAGACAUAAUGAAAGUAUGAUAAACGAAUACAUACCUACCUAUAAC